AUGUCAACAACUUGGACAAAAAAUCAUGACAAACCAUUAAUUAAAUCAAUAAUUAAAAAUGAAAAUCCAGAUGAUGAUGGUGAACAUAGUCAUUUUUCAAAUAGUAGUGAUACAACAUCAUCAUCAAAUAAUGGACAACAAACAUCUAUCAAUGAUCCGAUCUAUUCGGAAUCGACAACAUUAAAAAAUUUAAACCUUGUCUCUUUAAAUAGUUCACAACAAGAACAGUAUACAUCUGCAAAUGAAUCAACUACAUUUGUUGGUCCAUUCAUCAGAUCCGAUCUUCAGUCAUAUCCAGAACCUAUAGUUUAUUAUGGUGAUGGUUUAAUUGAUUCAUUCCAACAAAAUUAUCCGCAUUUACAACAAGUUCUUUAUUCUCCACCAAUAUCAAGUCUUCAUCAUUCACAACAUUUAUCCUAUGAUGAAACAAAUAGACCACGAACUAUUGUUUAUGAUAAUGGUGCUAUUCAAACAUGGCCACCAAAUGAAACUCAACAUUAUUUAUCUUAUCCAUCAACAUCAAUAGCAAAUCUUAGUGAAUUAACACAUCUUCAACAACAUCAAACAGAUCCAGUACAUUUCUGGCAGGAUAAUUCAGCAGGUGGACCUUAUCUUCAAUAUUUAGAUCCUUCUUGCUUAGAUACAACUCACGGACAUCAAUGUGUUAAUUGCGGUGUUGUUACAACAGCAUUAUGGCGACAUGAUGAAACAGGUCAUUAUUUGUGCAAUACUUGUCGUGUAUGUCAUAGAAUAGAUGAUUCAAGCCGACCAUUACAACGAUCCACCCGACGCGUAGAAGAUGAAGAUCAUCAUCCUCGAUCAACUGGUAUGGACACUUCCUAUACACUUCCACUUUCACAAUCGUCAACAAAACUUUUAUCAUCAUUAGCACUUGAAAAUUCCGAACGACCAUAUGCUACAAAUAAAACUAAUAAUUUAAAUAAAACAAUUCCUGAAAUAAAUAAUAAACGAACUACACCUAAUCCAAGACGAUCAGGUCUUCAGUGUGCGAAUUGUCAAACGCAAACAACAACUUUAUGGAGACGAAAUACUGAAGGUGAUCCUGUAUGUAACGCAUGUGGUUUAUAUUAUAAACUUCAUCAUAUUGCUCGUCCUUUGAAUAUGGUUAAAGAAGGUAUACAAACCCGUCGUCGUAAACAAAGAAAUACAAAUGGAAAUUCAAUUAUAAAAUCAAAACAAAAUAAACAUAUAAAUACAUUUACAUCAGUUAAUGACACUAAAACACUCGUAUCAGAAUUAAAUCUUAAACAUAAUUUAACAAAAACAUCCGAUGAAUAUAAUACUCGACAAGAUAAUUAUCAAUGUGGUGAUUUAUAUCCUUCACAUCUUCAUUUAGUUCAUCAUACAUAUCCAUCAGCAUUUGAACAACAUCAACGUUUUUCUUCUCAGCAACAACAACAACAACAAUUAGAAAUAACAACGAAUGGUUUUGAUGCUGAAUUAUAUGCAAGGGAAAUCAUAACAUCACCACAUUCAUCGACAGGUUCAUCAGCAAUAAACAAUAAUAAUAAUAAUAAUGAAGAACAGCAUUUAAAUGUAAUUUCAACUGCUAAUAGCAAUCAACCGUGA
This is a messenger RNA of Adineta steineri, 1590 nucleotides long. NCBI's taxonomy places the organism in Eukaryota, Metazoa, Rotifera, Eurotatoria, Adinetida, Adinetidae. The record is from the annotation of a GenBank genome assembly.